AUGUUUAAUGAUGAUUGCUUAGUUGAAGUCUUCGAAAAAAUUGCCGAAGAAUUUGACAAUGCAAAUACAUUGUUUAAUAUUGCACUUGUGGAUAGGAAGUGGAAUAAUCUGGCAAUUCGAUACCUUUAUAAAGAUCCAUGGAGAUAUUGCUUUAACCGUCGUGGUUCAUUAUUAGCAAAGAAAUUAAUAAAUAUUUUCUUGUUAUGCCUUAAAAGUUCAUUGCUUGCUAAUUUAAAUAGUAAUAGAGGGAACAGAGAUGAACCAUUAUUAAAAAGGAUUUACACCAGAGAAAACAUACAGGAUAUAUAUAUUCCAAGUCGUGAUUACAUUUCGAUGGCAGAAAACCUUCAUAUUCCUGUUUUGUAUCAUUGUAUUGAAUCAUGGUACGCAUCAACAAAUGAGAUAACAGACGAUAUGAGAUUGGCGAUUAACUGUACAUUUUUUCAGCUUCUUAAAAGGUUUAUCGAAAAAGCAAAUAUUAAAGAAUGUACAUUUCAUGAAUCUAAAAUAACUACCGAGUAUCCAAUAACAUUGCAACAUUUGGAUGAACUUGUAAGAACCCUUUUUAAACGGAGUCUUCGUUUGCGCUAUCUGAAUUUGGGUUUUUUCAACUGUAAUGACGAAGGUUUGGCAAUCCUUACUGAUAAAUGUACGGCACUGGAAACUUUCAAAAUUAAAGCCUCUAAUUGUUCGGAUGAAGCAUUGGCAAAUUUUUUAAGGAAACAACGAAGAUUAACAAAACUUAAAAUACGUGAUGCGGCUGAAAUGAGAGAAACCAUGGAUGCGAUAAGAUCGCAAUCAAAAUCCAUUGUAAAGCUCCGAAUUCUCAAUUGUAAUCUUGGGGAUUGCAUGACAUCUUUUACUGGCAUUGGUGAAUGUGCUCUCCGUUCACUCUAUAUGCGUAAUAUACAUUUUACAAAGAACACAUCAUUUUCACAACUUUUAAUGCCGAUCGCACAAAACUGUAAGUUUCACAACAUAGAUUUUUCGAAAACUCCAUUGCCUGUUGAAGUGCUUAUUGAAAUUGCAAAAAAAUCAUCGACAACUUUACGACGUGUACAUCUUAUACGACCGGAGAAUGAAAUUGAGUAUAUCAAUCUCUCUGCUGGAAUAGAAGCAUUGGCCCGACAUGCCACGAAUCUUCGCCAUUUUGAACGAAAUAUUCAUCCAUUGGAAAUUAAUUCUAUAUGCUACUUAUUAGAUUCGAUCGGACAAUCUUUGGAAAGAUUAGAAAUAGAUUCCAACAUGGAUGGACUUGACAUGUCUAACUUGAUUGAAAGCAUUGGUAGAAAGUGUCGGAAUUUAUGUGAAUUAAAUAUUAAUAAUUUUGAAUUUAACCUUGAUGCCUUUAAAGUAUUAGUAAAAGGAUGUCCUUUAUUGCAUACUUUGCUUAUUUGUGAAUCACAGUCAGUAAAUGACAGAAUAUUUGAGGUACUUCGCGAUUCUAAUUUACAAUCAUUAGAGAUUGUAGGAUGCUCUAAUGUAACCGAUGAAGCAAUUCAUCGAUUUCAAAGGGAAAGGGAAAUUGAUAUAGAGUACGG
This is a messenger RNA of Dentiscutata heterogama, 1541 nucleotides long. Lineage: Eukaryota; Fungi; Glomeromycota; Glomeromycetes; Diversisporales; Gigasporaceae. The record is from the annotation of a GenBank genome assembly.